GUUUUUUUUGCAACAAGAACUCAAGCAAACCUUCACUCUUCUGCCCCAAACCUUGUCAUUUUCUAACCUAUCUUUUUUUUUUUCUUGUGUUACCCAAUUAGUAAUCCAUUAUGGGCAGCAAGUUGGUGCCGAGUUCAGUACAACAAAGUGAGUUGAGCGUGUUAACCAUGUCCGACCACGACAUCAUGAACCACAUUUAUGCAACCCAUGUUCAUGGUGACGAAAAGUUUGAUGUUGAGUCUCUUUUCGUUCUCGUCGAAAACAUCCUUAAGCGUGCCACCAUGAUUGUUGACCAUGUUGCACUGGGUACCCAAGUACACUUGGAAAGCUUGGAAGACAAGACCCCUAAGGCCAACUUUAAUCCACCAUUGUGUACACUGAAGAAAAUUUCCAGCGAGAUGCAAUGCAAGACUCCUGGUGAGGAAAUUGCGCACAAGACAACAAUGUCAAUACUUAACAAAUUGUCAAGCUAUUCGUGGGAUGCAAAGGCAGUGCUCACACUUGCUGCUUUUGCUUUAGAAUAUGGGGAUUUCUGGCUACUUGCCCAACUUCACCCAUCGGACCAACUAGCCAAAUCAAUUGGGAUCUUAAAGCAAGUACCUGUUAUCUUAAGGCGCCCAGGCCUUCAAAAACAUCGAAGAGCAUUGGUUGAACUUAACAACCUGAUCAAGGCCACAUUGGAAGUGAUAGAGUGCAUCUUUGAGUUGGAGAAGCUAUCUAUCUAUGAUACAAGGGAUGUACCUGCAUUGUUAAUUGCCAUGGACCGUAUUCCAGUCGAUGUCUAUUGGGCUAUCAUAACUGUUGUAGCUUGCUCAACUAAGAUGUGUGGCCUCACUAAUGAAGAGGACAAGGUGCAGGAACUAUCCCACUUUGCUCAGAAGCUCAACAUUGUCCUCAGCAUAUUAAAGAAGCAGAUUCAACUUUGCAAACAACAAAUAGAGGAUCUGGAGGCUCAUCGAAAGAUCAAGAAACUCGUACAAACCCCUAAUGAGAUUAUGGAGGUUUUCAAGGCGCUUGUUUAUGCCAAGAAUAAUCUGCAGCUGCUCAUUGAUGGUUCUACUCAAAAAACGGUCAGCAUUGAAGUGUUAAAAAAGAAGAAUAUUCUAUUGUUCAUUUCGGGCGUGGACAUCUCUAUUGAUGAAAUUUCGAUCUUAAGGCCAAUAUAUGAUGCAAUAAGGAAGGAGGAGCAGUAUAAGAUUGUAUGGAUCCCGAUUGUUGACCAAUGGAACGAUGACACGCGUAAGAAGUUUGAGAUGCUCAAGUCCAAGAUGCUAUGGUACGUAGUCCAGUACUUUUCACCCAUAGCUGGUAUCAGGUUCAUCAAAGAGGAGUGGCACUUCAAGAACAAGCCUAUUAUCGUGGUGAUGAACCCAAAAGGGAAGGUGGAAUGCCCAAAUGCAAUCCAUAUGAUUCAAGUAUGGGGAAUGAGGGCAUUUCCUUUCAGUAGCUCUGUUGAAGAAGCUCUAUCAAAUGGAAGAGACUGGAUGGGAUCCAUAGUGACUGGCAUAAACCCAAAUUUACAUAACUGGAUCAAAGAGGAGAAGUACAUUUUCUUCUAUGGUGGCAAGGACAAAGAGUGGAUUCAACAAUUUACUAAAAGUGCAAAUGCCCUUGCAAACGAUCCAGUGAUAAAGGACACAAGGGUUUCUAUAGAGUUGCUUUGUGUUGGAAAGAGCAACAAAGGUGAGGAUGACCACAGUAUCUUAGGGCAUUUCUGGAACCGUAUAGAUAGCUUUUUCUUUUCCAAAACACAAAGGAAAAGUGAACCCGACCCAGUGACACAUGAAAUCCAAAAGCUGCUUUCAUACAAGAAUGAGAGUGGAUGGGCUGUGCUUAGUAAAGGGUCUAGAGUGGUGGUGAGUGGACAUGGGACCUCAUUUUUGAAGGUGUUAGAGGAGUUUGAGAAAUGGAAAGAGUAUGUGCGCCAGAUAGGCUUCGAAGUUUGCUUCAAGGAGUACCAUGAUAAGCUUCUUCACACUACUCGACGUUGUUGCCGUGUGGAUAUCCCCAUUACUACUGGAAAGAUCCCAGAGCAUAUGAAAUGUCCCGAGUGUCCACGAGUCAUGGAAGCCUAUAUUAGUUUCAAGUGUUGCCACAUUGACGGUUCUAUGAAUGGACUGCAUUAGAUCCCUACUUCUCUUCAGCUAGCUUGUAUUGCUACAAAAUAAUAAUAUUAUGUUUAAGAGUUUUCUUUUUAUGCUAAUAUAGUGUACGUUUAAGAUUUUUUUGGUUA
Molecule: messenger RNA, 2233 nt
Organism: Quercus lobata
Lineage: Eukaryota; Viridiplantae; Streptophyta; Magnoliopsida; Fagales; Fagaceae
Product: protein SIEVE ELEMENT OCCLUSION B-like
Exons: 7
Coding region: 111-2126 (671 amino acids)
Biological process (GO): phloem development
Source: RefSeq, a predicted model, not a curated record